Penicillium digitatum Pd1 is the source of this 591-nucleotide messenger RNA. The record is from RefSeq and is a predicted model, not a curated record. Lineage: Eukaryota; Fungi; Ascomycota; Eurotiomycetes; Eurotiales; Aspergillaceae.
AUGCCAGAGACCGAGUCAGCCCUCCACGGGGCUUUGAUGGUGAUUCGUUCAAUGGGACAACCAACAGCAGUUCAACCCCUAGCAAAGACGGAUACCAGUCCUAAAAACAAGGCAGCUCGCAUGGAAGAGUGGUCUCAGCUGCCCCUUCGAGAAUGGCCUGAUCUGGAACGUUGGCUAACAGUCAUGUCGGACCGGUUUACCAUUGAGCAGCCAAGCGACAUGGUUUCAGAGACGUUGAGACGUGGCUACACGAUUCCUAUGACUCCUACUCAUGAGAAACCGCAGAGCUUGGGAGAUCAACCUCAUUCCAGACUAGUCUCAUAUGCAUGGCAAUCCAGGGACAACAGAGUCAGUUUAGGGAGUGCAUACGACGCUCAUCAGUCUCACUCGGGAGUGAUGGCUUCGCCGGUUUAUUUUAGACACCAGGUCGCGGUGGAACCCGAACCCGUGCCGUCUCCUCGUAGUUCUCGAGACGGAAUAAUUAGAGUCGAGGAUGCCGUCGGUGUUUCGGAUGCACAAGCUGGGGUGAAGAUGGGGCGGUCGAGUAAAGCUGAGGAACUGUCGCACAAUAACCCGAGCCUUUACUUUUAA